This is a messenger RNA of Drosophila elegans, 1661 nucleotides long. RefSeq names its product nedd8-activating enzyme E1 regulatory subunit (gene APP-BP1). The record is from RefSeq and is a predicted model, not a curated record. Gene Ontology annotation, biological process: protein ubiquitination; protein neddylation; ubiquitin-dependent protein catabolic process. Bases 66 to 1640 code for a protein of 524 amino acids. Gene Ontology annotation, cellular component: cytoplasm; nucleus. NCBI's taxonomy places the organism in Eukaryota, Metazoa, Arthropoda, Insecta, Diptera, Drosophilidae. The transcript has 6 exons. Gene Ontology annotation, molecular function: ubiquitin activating enzyme activity; NEDD8 activating enzyme activity.
UUUUAUAACACUGUCAUUGUGAUUUAUUUGCAACCGGCUCAUUUUUGCAUGCAAAUCUCAGGAAAAUGUCCUCGCCAGCGCCCAAAUCCCCGGAACUUUCGGAUAAAAGCAAGAAAUAUGACAGACAAAUCAGGCUGUGGGGUGAACAUGGACAGACGCUUUUGGAGGCGGCCACUAUUUGUUUGGUGAAUGUUACGGCCGUGGGCUGUGAAACAGCCAAAGGAUUGGUUCUGCCCGGUAUUGGAGGCUUCACUGUAGCCGAUGGGAGCACCGUCAAGGAGGAGGACCUGGGCAACAAUUUCUUCCUGGAUCAAAGCUAUCUGGGAAAAUCCAAAGCUUUUGCUUGUAUGCAACUACUUCAAGAGCUAAAUCCUGAUGUUAAUGGCGAUUAUGUGGAGGAAAGUGCCGACUAUAUAUUGGCAAAUAGGCCAAACUUCUUCGACAGCUUUGAUUUGGUCAUUGCCUCCAACCUGAACGAGCAAACUUUGCUUCUUUUGGCCGAACGACUGUGGGAAGUCAAUGUGCCGCUGAUCUACUGCCGAUCGCUGGGCAUGCUGGGCACCAUACGCCUGCAAAUUCGAGAGCACUGCAUUGUGGAGGCGCAUCCAGAUAACAGACAGUUUGAUCUGCGUCUGGAGCAUCCAUUUGAUGCUCUGCGGGAGCAUCUCGAAGGCACGGAGGUGACCAGCAAGGUGCCCUGGCUGCUGGUGCUCCACAAAUACCUCAAUGUCUGGCAGAAACAGCAGACGGAUGGUGCUCGAACUCCCCGCAAUUAUAAGGAGAAGAAUCAGUUGAGAGAGGUCAUCAGGGAGGAGAUGAAGCCGGAUGAGGAGAACCACGAGGAGGCCAUCAAGGCGGUCAAUACAGCAUUUGGAGCGGGACAGGUUCCUAAAGGUCUUAAAGACAUAUUCGAGGAUGAUGCUUGUGACCAGCUUAACAAGAAGAGCAAUGUCUUCUGGAUCAUGGCCAAGGCCUUAAAGCACUUUGUAAUACACGAAAACGAUGGUCAUCUGCCGCUGCCGGGCGUUCUGCCGGAUAUGACUGCCAACACGGACUCCUACAUCGCCCUGCAGCACAUCUACCGCCAACAGGCGCUGCAGGACGCCGACCAGGUGUACCACAAGUGCCAGGAGUACCUCAAGCAAUUGGCCCUGCCCGCCGAUAGCAUCGAUGAGAGGAGUGUGCGUCUGAUUUGCCGGGAAGCAGCCGGAUUGGCGGUCCUAAGAGGCACUCGCAUUGCUGAGGAAUACGAGAAGAGCAGUCGCCUGCUGCCAUUAGUUGAGGACAACGAGCUGCAGGGCAACCUCACGGCCUACAACUUUGCGCUGCGCGCCUACGAGCGUUUCCUCAGCGAGUGUGGCCACAUUCCCGGCGAGUGCACCGUGGAGCAGGACAUCGGACGCCUGAAGAGCAUUGCCGCCAAGAUGCUCAGCGAUCUGGGCAUGCAUGCCAGCAUCAGCGACGAUGUGCUGCACGAGAUUUGUCGCUACGGCGGAGCCGAGCUGCAUGCAGUGUCCGCUUUCAUAGGUGGUUGUGCUGCCCAAGAGGUGAUCAAGAUUGUUACCAAACAAUACAAGCCAAUCGAUAAUACUUUUAUAUACAAUGCUAUAACCACUGAAAGUGUCACGUUGAAGCUAUAAACAAAUCGUAUUUUCAUAAAA